GUAGUUUAGGUAGGUUAGGUGGGUUAGGUGUGUUAGGUGGAUUCGGUGGAUUCGGUGGUUUAGGUGGGUUAGGUGGGAUAGGUAGGUUAGAUAGAUUGGGUGCGUUAGGUGGAUUCGGUGGGUUAGGUGUGUUAGGUGGAUUCGGUGGAUUCGGUGGUUUAGGUGGGUUAGGUGGGUUAGGUGGGUUAGGUAGGUUAGAUAGAUUGGGUGCGUUAGGUGGAUUCGGUGGUUUAGGUGGUUUAGGUGGGUUAGGUGGAUUCAGUGGGUUAGGUGGGUUAGGUGGGUUAGGUAGAUUGGGUGCAUUAGGUGGAUUCAGUGGUUUAGGUGGUUUACGUGGGUUAGGUGUGUUACGUAGGUUAAGUAGGUUAGAUAGAUUGGGUGCGUUAGGUGGAUUCAGUGGUUUAGGUGGUUUACGUGGGUUAGGUGUGUUACGUAGGUUAAGUAGGUUAGAUAGAUUGGGUGCGUUAGGUGGAUUCAGUGGUUUAGGUGGUUUACGUGGGUUAGGUGUGUUACGUAGGUUAAGUAGGUUAGAUAGAUUGGAUGCGUUAAGUGGAUUCGGUGGUUUACGUGGUUUACGUGGGUUAGGUGUGUUACGUAGGUUAAGUAGGUUAGAUAGAUUGGGUGCGUUAGGUGGAUUCAGUGGUUUAGGUGGUUUACGUGGGUUAGGUGUGUUACGUAGGUUAGGUAGGUUAGAUAGAUUGGAUGCGUUAAGUGGAUUCGGUGGUUUACGUGGUUUACGUGGGUUAGGUGUGUUACGUAGGUUAAGUAGGUUAGAUAGAUUGGGUGCGUUAGGUGGAUCCGGUGGUUUAGGUGGGUUAAGUGUGUUAGGUAAGUUAGGUAAGUUAAGUAGGUUAGAUAGAUUGGGAGCGUUAGCUGGAUUCGGUGGUUUAGUGGAUUAA
Messenger RNA from Megachile rotundata (alfalfa leafcutting bee), 899 nucleotides. RefSeq names its product glycine-rich cell wall structural protein 1-like. The record is from RefSeq and is a predicted model, not a curated record. NCBI's taxonomy places the organism in Eukaryota, Metazoa, Arthropoda, Insecta, Hymenoptera, Megachilidae.